Messenger RNA from Sphaerulina musiva SO2202, 339 nucleotides. RefSeq lists its product as uncharacterized. The record is from RefSeq and is a predicted model, not a curated record. Lineage: Eukaryota; Fungi; Ascomycota; Dothideomycetes; Mycosphaerellales; Mycosphaerellaceae. The transcript has a single exon. Bases 1 to 339 code for a protein of 112 amino acids.
AUGACGGACAAUCAGCAAUACGCGCGGCACUGGUCGCACGAAAAUGAUCGUGUCGCCAGCGUGGCAGCGUCUAUCCUGGAUUGUCCCAAACGGGUAUCCGUGCUCGACCAAUGCUUCUACCUGCAUGCGUGCGUCGGCUAUGGCUUAUUUCUCCAUUUCCGCAUCAGACCGGAUGUCGUCGCGGAGUGCUACAUACGGGCGUUUCUCGACCUUUUCUGUUGCCACCUCGAUACUGUCGCGGUGACUCCUGUUCUCGCCUCACUUUUGGACCGCAAAGCAAAGCAACAAGUACAGCAGAAAGUAACAAGCAACAAGCAAGGCAUUCUAUCCGGACUCUGA